Molecule: messenger RNA, 2268 nt
Organism: Sinocyclocheilus rhinocerous
Lineage: Eukaryota; Metazoa; Chordata; Actinopteri; Cypriniformes; Cyprinidae
Product: cystathionine beta-synthase-like
Exons: 16
Coding region: 297-2108 (603 amino acids)
Cellular component (GO): cytoplasm
Molecular function (GO): cystathionine beta-synthase activity
Source: RefSeq, a predicted model, not a curated record
UGACUCUUUAACGCAUGCGAGCAGCUGGCAAGCCGACUUCUUUUCACAUACGGAUAGGUCAUCUGAGUAAUCGGACCUCACCAGCUCCUUAGUUCCUCUGUAUCUGAUAGUCAGAGUCACUUCCUGGCAAAUUUACAAGCGCAUGAGGUAUGAACAUGAACAAGUACAACCGUUCUGUUCUGAGCAAGACCUACCAUCUCCGAAAACACCUUCUGCUGGAUCCGAAAGAAAAGUCAUUGGCAGACACUGUUCCAGUUCACCUGGAUCCCAAUGGAUCUCCUCCACCCAGGUAAACCAUGCCAUCAGUACCAUCUAGUUCAGAGUCAGUUGGGACUGGCCCCAUCUGCACACACGCUGCCAAAGUCCUCACAAAUGCUGCAAAUGGAGAACCUGGCAUCAACGGAGAUGCUGUUUUGAACGGAAAGGCUGCACACAAGUUAAGUGUGAAUGGCACAGACCAUGUGAAUGAAACAAACGGUCACCAUGUGAAGAGUGUGAAUGUAGAGCACAUUGAGAACGGAUCAGAAGGCAGCAUGGAGAGGAAAUGGAUUCGACCAGAUUUGCCCAGCAGAUGCACCUGGAAACUUGGUGACCCAAAUACAGAGUCGCCCCACAAGCACUUCCAACGAACAAAGACACCCAGUAUCAUUCCAAACAUUUUAAGCAGGAUUGGAGAGACCCCACUGGUCCGCAUGAACAAGAUUCCUAAAGCUUUUGGCCUCAAGUGUGAGCUUUUGGCUAAAUGUGAGUUCUUCAAUGCCGGUGGCAGCGUGAAGGACAGAAUCAGUCUGCGAAUGGUAGAGGAUGCUGAGAGAGACGGCAUCCUGAAACCUGGAGACACCAUCAUUGAACCCACGUCAGGAAACACAGGGAUCGGUCUUGCUUUGGCAGCAGCAGUCAAAGGUUAUCGCUGCAUCAUUGUCAUGCCUGAGAAGAUGAGCAUGGAAAAGGUGGACGUGCUCCGCGCUCUUGGUGCCGAGAUUGUUCGUACCCCUACCUCAGCCCGGUUUGACUCUCCUGAGUCUCACGUGGGGGUGGCUUGGCGUUUGAAGAACGAGAUUCCUAACGCUCAUAUUCUGGACCAGUACCGCAAUCCCAGCAACCCCCUUGCCCACUAUGACACCACUGCAGAGGAGAUUCUGGAGCAGUGUGACGGUAAAAUAGACAUGCUGGUAGCCGGAGCUGGCACUGGUGGCACCAUCACUGGCAUCGCUCGCAAGCUGAAGGAGAAAUGCCCUAAUAUCAAGAUAGUUGGAGUGGAUCCUGAGGGCUCUAUCCUUGCUGAGCCAGAGGAGCUGAAUAAGACUGAUAAGACUCAAUAUGAGGUUGAGGGCAUCGGAUAUGACUUCAUCCCCACUGUUCUGGACAGAUCUGUGGUGGAUAGUUGGUACAAGUCCAAUGAUGAAGAGUCCUUUGCCAUGUCUCGUAUGCUCAUCAGAGAGGAGGGUCUUCUGUGCGGCGGUAGUUCAGGCACAGCCAUGGCUGCUGCACUGCAUGUAGCCAAAGAGCUGAAGGAAGGCCAGCGCUGUGUGGUGAUUCUCCCUGACUCCAUCCGCAACUACAUGUCUAAAUUUCUUAGUGACAAGUGGAUGUGUGAAAAGGGCUUCCUAAAUGAGGAGGAUCUUGUUGUCAAUAAGCCAUGGUGGUGGAAUCUGACUCUACAGGAGCUCCGGCUCUCCGCCCCACUGACUGUGCUGCCUUUAGUGUCCAUUAAGAAGACCAUUCAGAUCCUGAAAGAGAAGGCUUUUGACCAAGCCCCAGUGGUGGACGAGGCCGGGCAGAUUCUGGGCAUGGUCACGUUGGGGAACAUGCUCUCAUCCGUUCUGGCUGGGAAGGUCAGGCCAUCCGAUCCCAUAAACAAAGUUCUUUACAAACAGUUUAAACAGGUGCGCCUAACUGAUAACCUGGGCAAACUCUCACGUAUCCUUGAGACGGACCAUUUCGCCCUUGUUGUGCAUGAACAGAUUCAGUACAUGAGCGAUGGAUCCCCAAAGAUGAGGCAGAUGGUGUUUGGGGUGGUGACAGCCAUUGACCUGCUGAACUACGUGGCCACUCGUGAGAGGAGGGAACGCUCGCUGUCCGAGUGCACGCUGUCAGAAGAGCAGUGAACAACCAAGAGUGUGAAAUCCCCAUGCUGGAGUGUCCUUUUCUUUUUUCACAAUUUUUAAGUUUAUUUCUCUGCAAGUGGUAUGCUCCAUGUUAAAGAAGUUAGAAUUAUGCUUUUAUAAGAGCCAGUCAAUAUAGAUUUACAUGUAAAAAAAAAUGGUU